UCUGCUAGUCGGGUUUCUGCGCUUGCCGGUGUUGGGUGUGCGUCCUCUCGACUCUAGAAUUUCGUGUCAUAAUUAUUUUAAAGUCGCUAUUUAUUAAUUAAAAUAAAGUCGAUUUUAUUUAAAUUAAUUUAAUUGUAAGGUUUUAGGUUUUUUAGUGUGUAGUUUGUAUGUUAAGUGUGCAUUAACAUAUAGUAUUUUAAGUGUUUAAAAAUAAUUCGAACCUAAAGUCAUUCCAAAGGCGCGUACCAUGGCCAAAACAGAGAAGUCAUUUCCAAGAAAUUUCACAGGUUGUUUAACAUGCGUCCAAGUGUUAAAUAUUAUGGUGUUACUCGGCUUUAUGUUGAACUACGCGCUGCGAGUGAACCUCACCAUCGCCAUUGUGGAAAUGAUCUACGAUGACAACGACAACCACACCGCCAUCACCAAUAUCACGCUCGGCUCACACAAUGUUACUGAGCAUCCAGAGCACAUAGCGCAGACACGCUACCACUGGGACACGAAGCAGAAGAACCACUUGCUGGGCUGCUUCUUCUGGGGAUACGUGCUCACAGAACUUCCUGGGGGAAGACUGGCAGAGAUUAUCGGUGCACGGCGAGUGUUCGGCUACAGCACUCUGCUGGCCAGUAUCCUGACGCUGCUAACUCCUGGAGCCGCCGCGGCCGGCUUCGGAUGGGUAGUCGCGGUCAGGGUGUUCCUCGGCUUCUUGCUAGGAGCUACGUGGCCCGCCAUCUUACCGAUGGCUUCUAAGUGGAUCCCGCCGAUGGACAGAUCCAAGUUCAUGUCUAAUAUGAUGGCAUCGUCUCUGGGCGCAGCGAUCACCAUGCCUAUCUGCGGGUUCCUGAUCGCCCACUUCGGAUGGGAGUCCGCUUUCUACUUCACAGGUAUAAUAGGUGUGAUGUGGUCCGUGGCCUGGUUCGCCGUGGUGUACGACACGCCUGCGCAGCACCCUCGCAUCUCGGAGACCGAGAGGAACUUCCUCAUGAAGGCUUUGCCACAAGACAAUAACAGCAAAGGACACAUGCCAGUUCCGUGGAGGCAGCUGGUGACCUCAGCGCCGGUCUGGGCGAUCAUCAUCACGCACGGCGCCUCCGUCUUCGGCUACUUCACCGUCGUCAACCAGCUGCCCAGUUACAUCGAGAAGAUCCUGCACUUCAACAUCAAACACAACGGCCUGCUGUCCUCGCUGCCGUACUUGGGCAAGUACCUGUGCGCGCUGGCGUCGUCGGUGCUGGCUGAUCACCUCAGGCGGAGCGGGAAGCUCUCCACCACCACCGCUCGGAAACUCUUCACAGGGUUCGCUGUUGGAUUGCCUGGCUUGCUGAUGAUAGCUGAGGCGUCCUUCGGCGAGGACCGCGUGUGGUCUAUCGCGAUCUUCACCACCGCCCUGACCAUCAACGGCGCCGUCACCGCCGGAUACCUUGGCAACGGGCUUGACAUCGCGCCUAACUUCAGCGGUACAAUCUUCGGCAUGGCCAAUACCCUGUCCUCGUUCGGCGGCUGGCUCUCCACUUUCAUGGUCGGAGAGCUCACCAAAGAGAAUAACACAGUAGAACAAUGGCAGAUAGUGUUCUACAUCCUCGCGGGCACGUACAUGGUGGGCGCGCUCUCGUUCGUGAUCCUGGGCUCCGGGGAGCUGCAGUCCUGGAACUCGCCCAAGGUCACCCAGGAGAGGCGGGAGGACGAGCCACUCAAUGAAGAGAAGGUCUGAGGUAACGUCACGUUGUCAGGCACGUCGGGGUGGAGUUCACGUGAACAUUAACUUCGCCAUAGGCUUCAGAUAUGUUAAAUAUUUCAAUAUGAAUUGUGAAGUAAUUUUUCAAAAUAAAUUGACCAACGAACUUGAUGUAAAAUUGUACAAUUUGAUAUUAUUUAUAAAAUAGUUAUCCCUCGUGUUUUUUUACAUCAGAGAAUAAAGACGUAAUUUUAUAAUAUGUUCAUAUUAAAAAGUUAGCAAAUUUGAAUAUCAAAAUUAUAUAAAACGUAUAAUGCCUUGUGUAAAUGUUAACUUUAUAUCAAAAUGUUAUCUUAUUGGAGCUUCAAAUAUUAUAUACAAAGUUUUUGAAAGUAUAUAACUGUUGCUAUAAUAUAUUUAUAGUUUACAAAUUGGGAUUUAAAACUAUAGAAUUUUGUAACGUUACAGUUUGAUACAAUAUACACGAAUAAUAAAAGACUUAUACUCGUCCAAAAUUCAUUUAUUGCGUCUGUUUUGUAAGUAUGUAAAACAAUUUUAAAUAUAAAAAAUAAAACAAUCAUAACGCAAAAAAAAAAUAUUUACAUAUUAAACAUAGCUACGUUCCAACAUAGAAGAGAAUAUGACGUAUAUUCUAAACAUAAGUUGACUUUGCAUCUGAUUACCUUUUUGUUAUGACGUUUUAUUUGAAAUAAAACCUACAACUUCGCGGCUUCGCAUUUGCUAUUUCAAAACCAUCGAGAUCAUUCCAAAGCCUGCUUGACAACAUAAAACGAAUUUAGCACAAUACAAUAACUUUAUUAUUUAUAUGUAUUUAAGAGACUGUGUUUCGAUACAAAUCGAUGCAAUACGCUCUUCUAUUUUAAGUGUCAUGUCGCGUUGUGUUGACUUAUUAUUUUAGGGACGAUUUUUUAAUCAGAUAAGUUAUUAAUAAAAUAUAACGUAAACAUGGCAGUUCUAUCGAUAGAGUUGUCUGACUUCUUUAUUCGGUAGGGUUAUAAUUUAUUAUGGAUAACUAUCUAUGAAAAAUCAGUACUCAAGGCGUCUUUCACGUUGUUUGAGUAAAGACAAUUGUCGAAUGUAAUAUAGGGCGACAAAAUACAAAAGUCAAGCUCCCAAAUAAAUAGUAAACAAAAGAGUAGUAACUCUUUUGUUAUAUGCAUUUCCUAUUUUAUACGAUUGAUUUGCGAAUAAGAUUUACUCAAACACUAUGAAAUAGGCCUUUAGGAGACCUUGUCAUAAGUUAAAAUAAUUUUAUUAUUCAAGGUCGAAGUGAUCGAUUACAUUUUAGGCACUACAAUGAAACGGUAAAAUACAAUUACAUUUUGUAAUUUACUUUUCUUUCAUAAUGAAAGAAUUUAAGUAGUCCAUUUGUACCUUAUUUAAUUUUUAAUGUAUUGUUGAAUAUUCAUAUUUUUUUUUGUUCAAGGGAUCAAAAUAAUAAGUUCUCACAACGCGUGGACGUAAGAAAUAUGUUUAAAAAUAUUUCUUAAUGUGAAAAAAAUAAAAAAAAUCAAAAAAAGGCUGUUUAAUAUAGAUUUAAUGUGAUGUUAAGUAACAAGCGACUACCGGCAUGCGCAAUGGACAUUCGAUUGGAUUGUCGUUUGUAUAUUACUGACAUGGCUAUCCGAUCUACGUAGCCUUUUUAUAUAAACUCAGAUUUUCAAUGCUAAAAAUCGAAACCGAGACCUCUAGUUUCAAUUCGACUUCGAUUCCAGUAUCGAUACAAAUUGAUAUUAUAAUUUGAAUUGGGUUUGGGUGCUGUGACACCGAAAGUUUUUCAAGUUCUUUGACACGAGAUAUUUUAGUGUAGUGUGCCUAUCGAUAUUAAAAGGUUUCGAAUUGUAAACAAUAUCGAUUAAUGACUAUAAUAAUUACUUUAAAAGAAAAUUUAUUAAUAUUUUUGCUUGAAUAAAAUUUGUUUUAAAUACAUACCGAUGGUCGAUAGCAUGUCAGUGAAUUAACGGUGGUCCGAGCUGUUCGGAACCCGACUCAUUGUUAUGAUUUUAGUAUUUAGCGUCAAGAAGUCACAAGUAUGUUAUCGCUUGAACGGCUUUGUGUUGCGAUGCACAGUCAUUACAAUAAAAUAUUAUACGUACUACCUUAUAGUAUUCAGAGGAGAUCUAGCAGAAUUUCAAACAAAAAACUGUAUUUUUUUUAAAUUAAUUAUAAUGCAAACAAUAAUUAUAUUUGACCAUUCCAAAAAAAAGGAUUAUUCAUCGCAACAAGCUGUAUCGAGUUAUUUGUAAUGUCAUUUACAAUGUAUAAAAUAUCGAUAUUGAACAAUCGAUAAACAUUGUAAACGAUGUCACGUUAGAAAGUAAUUUUGUUGGUAAAUUCAACGCGUUUUGGCGAACUUGUGUCAUAACAAAACCUUGUUUUGAUAGCGAUAUUCUAUGCCUAUGUGGAUAGCGCAUCACUGUGCGAAACACGACGAUAAAUCGCCAAUGACAUAAAAUACCUGAUGAAAUAUCGUUUCUUGAUACAUUUCGUAUGCGAUAUUUAUUUCGCUAUGCACAAAGGUAACGAAUAUGGUUAUGAACAGGGCUUAUGCCAUAUUGCAUUUAUUUUUUUGAUUAGUGAUGUACCGAUGAUCGUCUGAAUUUAUCGAUAUUUUUAUUUUAUUCAUCAGUUGAGUGGUAUAUCAUUAACGAUUGAUGUACAUGAGUAUUUAGAGACGGUUCCGGGAUCAAUGUUGAAAACCAACAAAAUUACACACCAUCGUUUAAUAUUUUGGUUCUUAUAAUUAAAUGAAUUAUUAAAGAAUUUGCGGUUUGCCUGAACCACACGAUAUUAUGACUAUAUUGUUUCUGAAUAACUAUUUUGCCAAUAUUAAUGUCACAAUAUUCUUUUAUUUUUUUGUAAUUUAUGCUUACUUUGUUUUUAGUCGGCAACAUGUAAAAUUCUUUAAUGAUUUAAUUAAUUCUAUAAGCAAUCGAUUUCAUUUUAAACGAUAGUGUUAAUAAACUUUGUCCGUAAAUGUAAAACAGACGGGCGAAGAUGAUUUCUUGAUUUGUAUUACAAUGUAAUUGUAUUUAAUUUAAGUACCAAUUUAUUUAUUUUUUUACUGCGUGUAUCGAAAUAUUUAGGAAAUUCAAAGCCAUUCUAGUUUACCAGUGGAUUCGUGACCAUAGGCAAUCCUCGUAAUUUUUUUUUUGUACCGUAAGACAUAGAUUUAAGUGUUAAGCCACGUACGCAACGAGGCGGAUCAUUACGAUACAAAAACAGGCUAAAUUAAUUUUAAAAAAUGUGACAAACUGGUGAUUCAAACUUUAUUUAUUAACUUUUUUAUACUUCGAUUUGAGGUAUUUUUUAAGUUUUGAUGUCGGUAAAUACGUAUAAAAAUACGGUUAAUUAAAAAAAAGUUUGCCGCGCAUUUAUUAUUAAAUAAUUUGAUCAGUCUGUUUUGUCGAAUGGUCCGUCCUCAUUUAUUACAAGGGACAAUGCAUUAUGUUAUUGUGCAUUUCGACAACUGUGAUAAAGAGCCUUGUCUAUGGUGCCUUAACGCUACGCUAGUUGUUACUCUAUGGAAGCUCUCAAAAUUCUGAAUUUAUUACAAAUGUUACGGCUAUUUGUAGUUCCUAAAUUACGAUCAGUAUUUCGGUAUUUUUUGUUUGUCUGUAUGUAUUAGACGGGGUAGACGCUGGUUUAGUAACUUCAUUUAAAUUAAUUGUGGAAACGAUCAACUCUAAAUUAUUUCUUAUCGAAUAAGAUUGAGAAAUAAAUGUACACUCUACAUCAGUCUUUAGAAAAAAAAAAUCUAAUUAACCUAUGAAAACACUCAAUUUCUUUGCAUUAGUGUUUCUGAAAAUAAUUAAUAAAAUCUUACUUAACAUUUUGCUAUGUUUUUUAUGUACUCUGUGGCGUCUAUUUCGUGAAUAUUUCCACAGACAAUGGCCAAACUCCUUCCAACAUUUGCAGGGUAAUAAGUCCAUUUUUACAUAAGUAUUGUCUGUGGAAAUCGAUUAGUGUAUUCAAUACGUUUAUGUAUCAUUUAUUUAGUUAAAUGUAUUUAGUUAGUUUAAAGAAAUUAGUUUGGCCAAAUAGUGGAAUUAAAAUAAUUUUCGAACUAACAAUAGUUUUUGAUUACAAACGUAAUCAUUCAAUGAUUAAUUUAUUGUAUAGAAGUAUUGCAAAACAAUACAAUUGUCCAAAA
Messenger RNA from Manduca sexta (tobacco hornworm), 5846 nucleotides. RefSeq names its product sialin. The transcript is spliced from 12 exons. Lineage: Eukaryota; Metazoa; Arthropoda; Insecta; Lepidoptera; Sphingidae. Bases 248 to 1708 code for a protein of 486 amino acids. Gene Ontology annotation, biological process: transmembrane transport; monoatomic anion transport. Gene Ontology annotation, cellular component: plasma membrane. Gene Ontology annotation, molecular function: transmembrane transporter activity. The record is from RefSeq and is a predicted model, not a curated record.